Nilaparvata lugens (brown planthopper) is the source of this 2310-nucleotide messenger RNA. It is a transcript of the gene Ptpmeg2, whose product is annotated as tyrosine-protein phosphatase non-receptor type 9. NCBI's taxonomy places the organism in Eukaryota, Metazoa, Arthropoda, Insecta, Hemiptera, Delphacidae. Gene Ontology annotation, molecular function: protein tyrosine phosphatase activity. The transcript is spliced from 12 exons. The record is from RefSeq and is a predicted model, not a curated record. Gene Ontology annotation, biological process: protein dephosphorylation. Bases 12 to 2045 code for a protein of 677 amino acids.
GUCAAAGUAAAAUGGCGGCUGCUUUAACAGCAGAUGAAGAGCAGGCCACGAAAAGCUUCAUAGAGGUGGUGAACAAGUUGCGGCGUAGACGGGCUGGAGGGGUGUCGGCCUCGGGUGCCACUUGCGGCGGGGUGUCGUGGAACACAGCUGUCAAGUUCCUCGCCGCUCGCAAGUUCGACGUGGGCCGAGCCCUCGCUCUCUACGAGCAGCACGAGGCGACGAGGCAGCGCGAGGGACUCGUGCACUUGGAUGCCACUCACGAGCCGCUCAAGAGUGAACUCAGCACUGGAAAAUUCACCAUUCUCCCGACCAGAGAUGCGACAGGUGCAGCUAUAGCCGUUUUCACAGCUCGCGUCCAUUCACCUCAAAUAGCAUCACACCAAACAACAUUACAGGGCGUUGUAUACCAAUUGGAUGUAGCAUUAGAAAGUGUUGAAACGCAGCGUUGCGGCUUAGUGUUCAUCUACGAUAUGUCGGACUCAAAAUAUUCAAAUUUCGACUACGAUUUAAGUCAAAAAAUUCUCACCCUUUUGAAGGGUGGUUAUCCGGCCAAAUUAAAGAAAGUUUUAAUAGUUACGGCACCAUUGUGGUUCAAAGCUCCUUUCAGAAUUUUGAGGCUUUUCGUGAGGGAAAAGCUAAGAGACAGAGUGUUCACAGUUAGCAUUCCACAGUUGGUGGUGCACAUACCAAGGGAGUGUCUGCCUGUCAGACUGGGUGGCAGUCUGGAAGUGGCCCAUCAUGUCUGGCUGCUGCAUUGUCACAAGUCGAUGGCCAAUCGCCCGCCUGAGGACCAACUCUGCAUGUCUCCGCUAGCCAAUGACAACAACCUCCUUCAUCAGAAUGUUGAUGAGAAGAGGAAAUCGAAGAGUAAUUCGAGGGGCAACUCGGAGGAUGAGGAUGAGGAUGACCUGGAGAUAGCAACGCAACAACAACAGCAGCAGGAACAGUCUGACAACAAUGGCGGCGAGGCGUGGGCCAGGAGAGAGCCCGGCAACAACUCAGGCGCGGUCUCGCCUCUGCCAGCUGCCUCAUCAGCCAGCAGCGGCUUCUCGGAUGACGACAGCCUUCACUGUGACGGGGGCGGAGGAGGCGGAGGUGGAGGUGUGAGCUUGGAGCAGUUUGUGGAGGCGGUGCAAGCCAAGGGGCGGCAAGCGCUAUGCGCCGAGUAUGCUGAGCUCAAAGCACGGCCCCCGCAGGGCACUUUCAACCAUGCCAAGUUGCGUAACAAUUUGCCAAAGAACCGUUACACGGAUGUGCUGUGCUACGACCACAGUCGUGUGAUCCUGUCGCAGGUUGACGAUGAUCCGACAUCCGACUACAUAAACGCCAACUUUGUCGACGGAUACAAGCAACGAAAUGCCUUCAUAUCCACGCAAGGUCCUCUGCCGAAGACUUGCGCCGAUUUCUGGCGCAUGAUCUGGGAGCAGCAGACGCUGGUGGUGGUGAUGACGACGCGAGUGAUGGAGCGAGGACGCACCAAGUGCGCCCAGUACUGGCCCGAGGAUGAGGGUGCCGUUGCGGAGCACGGGCACUUCACUGUCACCUGUCAGGCCAGCGAGCCACAUCCCGACUAUGUCAUAUCGUCGCUACUGCUCACCAACACAAAGACGGAGGAGAGUCGCUCAGUGCACCACUACCAGUUCACGUCGUGGCCUGACUACGGCGUUCCGCACUCGGCACUAGCCAUGCUCGACUUCCUGGCCAAGGUGCGCCAAUGUCAGGCGGCCAUGUUGGCAGCACUGGGUGACACGUGGGCUGGCCACGUGCGUGGACCUCCCAUACUCGUGCACUGCUCGGCAGGCAUCGGACGCACCGGUACAUUUUGCACACUGGACAUUUGCAUAUCGAGGCUGGAGGACGCGGGAACUGUGGACGUGCGCAGCACAGUGGAGCGAAUUCGCGCGCAACGAGCGUUCUCCAUUCAAAUGCCCGACCAAUAUGUGUUCUGCCAUCUGGCGCUCAUUGAGUAUGCGCUCUCCAAGAACUUGCUGCCAACGCCGCCAGAUCUCGCCACCUUCCAGGAGCUCAGCGAGGAGUCUGACUAGACGCAGUACUGUCACAGCAGGCUAGAUGCACUAUUUGCGACGACAGCUUGCUGGGCAAAGUGUUGUGAGACCAACAGGUGGGAGUGACUGGAAGGAGUAUCUUUGCAGCUUGCUAGAUUGAGUACUUUGACAAGUUGCUGUGAAUGGAAUAUUGUUGGACCAACAGGUGGGAGUGACUGGAAGGAGUAUCUUUGCAGCUUGCUAGAUUGAGUACUUUGACAAGUUGCUGUGAAUGGAAUAUUGUUGGACCAACAGGUGGGAGUGA